Messenger RNA from Aphanomyces astaci, 972 nucleotides. RefSeq lists its product as hypothetical. The record is from RefSeq and is a predicted model, not a curated record. Lineage: Eukaryota; Oomycota; Saprolegniomycetes; Saprolegniales; Verrucalvaceae. The coding region runs from base 34 to 810 and encodes 258 amino acids. The transcript has a single exon.
UGGACACACGCGUAAAAAGUGUUUGUUUGCUUCAUGCUUCGCCGCGGGUUGGGUUUGGCGCAUUGCCGUGCAGUUCCCCGAACGUCCCAAGGACAGCUUCCAAAGGGAAGACCUUCGUGCUCAAAUGCACUGUUGCCAUCCUCGUCACCACACCGUCGAUCGUUUUCGUCGUCAAAUUCAGAACCUCCGGUGAAGAGUCCACCCAAGGCGACGCUGUUCCAGACCGUGUUGGAAGCGUUUGAUGACAGGGAACGUCUGUACGAAUGGGACCGAGACGGCCUCUUUGACCCAGAUAUGCCCGAGUCCAAGAAAGCGAUGAUGUUUCUCUUCUUCCAUCGGUACUUUGAUCCCCCGUUCGAUCUCCCGGACUUUCUCGACGGCGCGCAAGUUGCAUUGGAUCUCGUGUUCCACACCAUGUAUUCGCACGACUUUUUGGCCGCCGCCGCGUCCGAUGACGCCACGAGUACCUACAAAUCUGAGACCCUGCUCGAGUCCAUCAUGACGCGCGCUUGUGUUGAUUCCAUCAAGAAGGAAUUCAUUGCCUACCACGCCGAUGGCUACACGCAGGUCGCGUUGACCCAGCUCGACAUCCACGAGUGUUCGCUCCAUGACGUCACCAUCUCCAAGGACUACGAGUACCUGUACAUGGAUGUGCUUUACCGCACGACGGAGCACCUGUCGAUGGACAAGGAGGGCGACGACGCGACGACGACGGACGUGCGCGAUUCACACUGCCAACUGCGCUACCAGACGAAAAUGGACAACCUCGACCAUCUGGACUGGUCCAUAGCUCAAGUGUUUGACCAUUAGAACAAUGCAUUGUCAACACAAUGUGACGACAAAUCUAGGAACGUGACUACGCUUAACAAUACUAGUAGCCCUCAUUUUGUAGUGUUUUGUAGUAUUGUAUUGUGCUUUUCAUGUAUUUACCCGUUGUUAAACAACCAGACGUUUAAAAUAAUAUAAGCCCGA